AUGAAACCUCCCCUCCCAGAAAUCCGUGUAUCCCCUCCCGGAGAGCUGAACGAAGCCCCCCGUCAAGCGCCCCCUCCGAUCGAAGACCCCGCCUACCCCUGGGCGGAAGAAGAGCUUGAAGCUCUGGUGGAGAUGCGAAAUGAACAACGUCGCUUGCAUCAAGAAACCCUCGAUGCGAUGGGGCGAAUGGCCUACUGGUCCUUCAGAGCGCAACGUGCUGCGAAUCGACUCGAAAAGACAAUGGGUGAACUUAGGAGCUACAUGGAUGAGGUUCUGGCUGAGCAAGAGGAUGCUCAAGACCAUGAGGAGAACGGGUGCACUGUCUUGCCUCUAUCUUUAACGAAGUGA
Messenger RNA from Fusarium tjaetaba, 348 nucleotides. RefSeq lists its product as uncharacterized. The transcript has a single exon. The coding region runs from base 1 to 348 and encodes 115 amino acids. The record is from RefSeq and is a predicted model, not a curated record. Lineage: Eukaryota; Fungi; Ascomycota; Sordariomycetes; Hypocreales; Nectriaceae.